AUGCCAAAACUGAAAUGGAAGAUCUUUGGAGGUCUUGUCUGGAUUCUGGUGGCCUCAACAAGAGUGGCUUUACCAAUAUUACAAGGCUGGGUUAUGUUUGUCUCGGUGUUUUGCUUUGUAAUCACCACACUCCUGUUGUUCUCAUAUAUCAUAGGAGCUCAUGGUGGCAAAACUUCAUGGAUCACACUGGAUGCUUUCUAUCAUGGAAUUGCUGCUCUCUUUUAUCUGAGUGCUGCUGUUUUGCAAGCCUACGCCACACUUCAAAUGAAAGUUGUACUUACCCAAAAUGAUGUCUGGUUUAAAAUUUACCAAGAGGACGUUGCUGCAGUGGUAUUUGCAUAUUUAGCCACCUUAUCAUAUGUGAUCCAUGAAGUGUUCUCUCUACUGAGAUGGAAAUCAUCAUAAAAGCUCCAGAGCUUCCUGUGAGAAAUCCAAUUACUUCGCAAAUAUCAGUUGUUAGAUGAUUGACCACCUUACAAUGGCAUUUUUUUGUGUACAGACUGCUAUAUGUGGCAUUAUAUUUCAUACCACAAAAAAAAAAAAAAAGUCUUUUGGAGAUACCUAUUUUAAGUAAAAUAAGAUUCUUUGUAGUGUCUUCUCUUUCAGAUACCAUUUGUUGGUGGGAACUGGGAACCUGCUUUAUUUACCUCUAUGUUUUCAUACUUUUAACUAGACAUUUCCUGUCACCCUAGAGCAGGCUCAAAAGUUUGUAUAUGUUAAAGAGACUCUCCAACUUGAGUAACUUGACUCUCUCCUGGGCCUAAAUAUGGGAAGAUCAUCAUCCUUCACAGGCCAGUUUCUUUGCCUUCUUCUUGUUCAUGUUUUUUCUUGGGAAGUGUUUCAUCAUGUCUAAGCCAUACAUGAAAGUAUGUAAACUGUGCUCUGUCACUUAGUGCCCUAUAGAUGAGCAGAGCUCUGCCUGCAUCUGUGGGCUCUGCACAAGUGUUGGCACUCACCUGCUGGGAUCUACUUGCAGGAUCAGAGCCAUAUUUUGUAGCAGAUUUCAGAGGAAGUCAGUGGAAGAAGACAAGUAUCUUUCUGCACCUUGGGCAAGAUAGACAAGGAAGGCUGUUUCUCUGACUACAGCACAUAGGAUCAUAGGAAAGCAGGACUGGAAGGGACCUUACAAUGUCAUCUAGUCCAGGCCCCUGCUCAAGACAGGAUCAUCCCUGACUGAACCACCUUAGUCAAGCAUUCUGUAGUGUUUCCCCAAACUGGAGGCAUGAGUUGAAAAAGGGCAGAUGCCUCAACUGGUAAAAUUCACAGCUAUGAAUAGAACAAUUUAGACAGCUUUAGCCAUUUUAAAGAGUUAAGUGCAGAUGUCCUGAUAUUGAGGCUAACAGAAGUGAAAUUUAUUUCAGUGUAAGCAGGAACAGGUACUAACUCCUGAAACUCCAGAAUGUAGAGGCCAGCACCUACAGCUAGACAGAGCCCCCAUUAGACCUCAUAGCUGCAUUAGAGCACCCCCAAAAGACAGGCAAUUUGUAUCUAGGUUCUUCAAUAUAGAGUCUAUUGCUUAGUUAUAGGCAUCUAAUAUGACUAUUUUGAUCUGAAUAUUUUCUUGUCCAGACAAGCAACAGACCCAGAACAAAGGUGGCUUCCUGUUGCAGAGGUCUGUGGAUAUAAAAAAUACGUUCAUUUUAAGAAGAUUUUAAAGUGGGGUUUUUUUCAGGCCUUCUCUUCAGCAUCUGUUGUGACAAAAUAUUUCAUGCACUCAGUGUAGCUGUUAUCUUCACAUCAUAAUGAAAAGCAAAAACAACUUUUCUGCUUCUCUUAGAAGCCGUGUGAAGUUUUCCAACAACUGAGAUAUAUUGUUGGAUGAAGAGAGUUGAUUUUACAUCCCAGGAAUUAUUGCUGUUGCUUUUAAUCAAGUUAUGAAACAUUAUUUAGAUAUUGUGCUGUAUAAACUGUAGGUUAAUAUUAAAAAUAUGAUUAUAACAGUAGAGAUAAUAAAACAUUGUUCUGAACCAAUUGUUUGGUUUAUUCAAUACAAUGACUGACAGAGAAAAAUUGCAUUUGGAGUCUUGCAAUAGUCCA
This is a messenger RNA of Alligator sinensis (Chinese alligator), 2037 nucleotides long. It is a transcript of the gene MAL, whose product is annotated as mal, T cell differentiation protein. The transcript has 4 exons. Gene Ontology annotation, biological process: myelination. Gene Ontology annotation, cellular component: membrane. NCBI's taxonomy places the organism in Eukaryota, Metazoa, Chordata, Crocodylia, Alligatoridae. Gene Ontology annotation, molecular function: structural constituent of myelin sheath. The record is from RefSeq and is a predicted model, not a curated record. The coding region runs from base 1 to 405 and encodes 134 amino acids.